Molecule: messenger RNA, 1728 nt
Organism: Emys orbicularis (European pond turtle)
Lineage: Eukaryota; Metazoa; Chordata; Testudines; Emydidae
Gene: RAB21
Product: RAB21, member RAS oncogene family
Exons: 7
Coding region: 1-666 (221 amino acids)
Biological process (GO): Rab protein signal transduction
Cellular component (GO): endosome; Golgi apparatus
Molecular function (GO): GTP binding; GTPase activity
Source: RefSeq, a predicted model, not a curated record
AUGGCGGCGGCGGGUUCCGGCGCGGGGGGAGGCGGCCGGAGCUUCUCCUUCAAGGUGGUGCUGCUCGGGGAGGGCUGCGUGGGGAAAACCUCCCUGGUGCUGCGCUACUGCGAGAACAAGUUCAACGACAAGCACAUCACCACCCUACAGGCAUCUUUUUUAACAAAGAAGCUAAAUAUUGGAGGAAAAAGAGUAAACCUUGCAAUAUGGGAUACAGCAGGUCAAGAAAGAUUCCAUGCACUGGGUCCAAUUUACUACAGAGAUUCUAAUGGAGCUAUUUUAGUAUAUGACAUAACAGAUGAAGACUCUUUUCAAAAGGUAAAAAACUGGGUCAAGGAAUUAAGAAAAAUGUUGGGAAACGAAAUCUGUUUAUGUAUAGUUGGUAACAAAAUAGACUUGGAAAAAGAGAGGCAUGUUUCAGUUCAAGAAGCAGAAACGUAUGCAGAAUCAGUGGGAGCAAAACACUAUCAUACUUCAGCCAAACAAAACAAAGGAAUUGAAGAACUCUUCCUUGAUCUCUGUAAAAGAAUGAUAGAAACUGCUCAAGUGGAUGAAAGAGCAAGAGGCAAUGGUUCCAGCCAGUCAGGAACUGCAAGGCGGGGUGUACAGAUUAUUGAUGAUGAGCCGCAAGCACAGAGCAGUGGAGGGUGCUGCUCUUCUGGAUAACUGUAUAAAACUGUGGAUUAUUGCCCCUCAACAUGAAGACUGCCAUAUUUCAAGUCAUGCAUUCUUUACCAAUGGAGUAAUAGAAUUAACAGUAUUGAAAAAUAAUCACUUAUAACUCUGCAGAGACCUCAAGUGCUAAACUAGUGGAGUCUGAGACCAGAGAAUUGGCAUUUUCUACAGUGGUUAACAAAGCAAUUACCAAUGGCCUUUUUACAUAUUUUUCUUUAAUGAGGAAUAAUAUGCAUGUAGAAAAGACCUACUUAAAGGCUUCAUUUAUAUUCUUUUAAAUCAGAUCAUUAUUUAAUAACUUAUAUACAUUGUUGGAAUGGUAUACAUUUUUGCAGCUGUUUGUAUUUUGUGGUAGAUUCAACUGUAUCACUUCUAAACUGCAAACUGAUUAAUUUUUUUUUUUUUUAAUUAGCAGAUACCUGAACUACUAUUUUUGCAGGGCUUACACAAGUCCAUAACUGUCAACUACUUUGAUAUACUAUAUAUUCAUUCUGUAUGCCAACCUGGUAAAAUACAUAUUAAAUAUUUUAUCUGCUUUUACAAGUGCAGGUGCAGAAAUACAUCAGCCUUGUCAGCAAUUGUCAAGUGAAUAACAAUUGGUGAAAAGAUGCAAGUUUUUCAUUUGUACUUUGUCAGAUUGCUUGUUUCUUCACCCGCUCUUCCUGCAGACUCCUAACAGGUUUUUUGGUGUAUUCGGUUACACAGAGCUCUUUAAAAGUCUCUUCCUGGCAAGCAGCAAUAUGCUUCAGAGCACCUCUAGUGACAGGGCAGGAGUGCUUCCUGAAACUCCAGUUAACCCAGAGGGACUUGACUCCCAGAUGAACAGUGGAGCACAUUGCCAUCUCAAGUCUGCAAUUGCUUCAUCCUCUCCCUAGUCUCCAAGGAAGCUUAAUCUUAAAUAAAUUAGCCCUUGUCCAUCUGGUAGCCACUAAACAAUGUUUGUGAAAAGUUGUAUUAGUACCCUUGCCUCCAAGACAGCAUUUUAAACUUUAAUGAGCAUUAGUUCAUACUACAAAGCUUGAGUGAACAAGUAAAUGAAAUUUAACUUUCCUG